GCAGGGCAGGAACGGCUCGCGCGUGGCGGCGGCGGCGGCAUGGGGGACAUGCUGGAGGAGCCGUGGUGGGAGGCUGUGUCUGCGGCAGGCAGCAGUCCAGAUCCUUCAGAUGAUCAAGCUCUUGAGAAAGCAAGUGGUAACAGGACAGCACCACAUCAAGAUUCAGGUUCCAAACCCACUGUGACAAAGAAAAGAAAGCAGCCUACAGAGUGUUUUCUAAGUCAGCCUGAAGAAAAACAAGAGAGGACUCUAAAGGCAAAGAGGAGAAAGAAGAAGAAAAUUUCUGAUAUUCUGGAGAAAUCUGCUCUAAAACCUGGUGUGCCUGCAGAUCUACAAAACCUGCUAAGUCAACAUUUUGGUGAAAACCGUUCCGUGAUUGAAAUAGAGGAAUUAAAGCUGUCAGAUUCCUGUUUUUUGCCAGCCAAUGAUCUCACCCACAGUUUUUCUUCAUACCUGAAGGAAAUCUGUCCUAAGUGGGCAAAACUCCGUAAAAACCACAAGGAGAAGAAGUCGGUGGUGAUGCUGGUUAUCUGCAGCUCGGCCCUUCGUUCCCUGGAACUCAUCAAGUCAAUGACAGCAUUUAAGGGAGACUGCAGAGUUCUCAAGUUGUUUGCAAAGCACAUAAAGAUAAAAGAACAGGUGACUAUGUUGGAGAAAGGUGUGUUCCACAUCGGGGUUGGAACUCCUGGGAGAGUAAAAGCGCUGAUGGAGCAAGAUGGCCUGUGCUUGAACUCCACAAAAUACAUGAUUCUGGAUUGGAACUGGAGAGAUCAGAAACUAAGGAGAAUGAUGGAUAUCCCUGAGAUAAAGAGAGAAACAAUUGACCUACUGGAGAUGAGUAUUAUAAAGCUGUGCAGAGAGGGGUCUAUGAAGCUGGGACUCUUUUAAUGUACCAACAAGGAAGUCAUUUGCAGCUGCAUUUUACUGUUAUGCUCCCUGCAACUGGCAAGUUAUUAACAGGUGAUGGAAUCAAGAAUUUUGACUUUUCAGAAGUCUUACCAAUACAGAAAGAAUGCACAUUGCAACUUUUUCUGAGUUUCCUUUUCUUUCAGUAAUGAAACAGAAGGUUUGUGUGUAGUUUUAGUAUGUUUUUUGUUGCAGGAACAAUGUGAUACUGAAAUUAGAGUUACAUUGCAUUUACCUGGUAGAUUUACUACUAUAUGUCACUUUUAAGACUUUGAAGAUGAGCAAACUUGGGUAUGAAAGUCCUUGUACAACUCCAUUUUCUGUUACCUCCCCCUGCUGUCCCAAAGGAGACAUUUACUUCUGUCAUGAUAGUAAUCUAGCUCUCACCCUUGAGGGUCUUUGAAAAAGUUGUAUGGAUUUCAAUAAUGUGUCGAAAAGGUAUUUUUCACCUAUUUCAUCUAUUAGCUGGCUGAAUGCUAUUUUUUGCUAUUAGAUGAUAAAUUAUCACUGUAUUAUAUCGAGGCUUUAUUUUGAUUUAAACUGUUGGAAUUGUGCAAAAAUUAUUCUUCUGUUUGUCCAUUUAAAUUAAAAGGAGAUGAUCGCUGGGUGA
Messenger RNA from Falco peregrinus (peregrine falcon), 1516 nucleotides. It is a transcript of the gene CMSS1, whose product is annotated as cms1 ribosomal small subunit homolog. Gene Ontology annotation, cellular component: nucleus; 90S preribosome. The coding region runs from base 40 to 888 and encodes 282 amino acids. NCBI's taxonomy places the organism in Eukaryota, Metazoa, Chordata, Aves, Falconiformes, Falconidae. The record is from RefSeq and is a predicted model, not a curated record. The transcript has 10 exons.